AUGCGUUUCCUCGCCGCGAGCGUCGUCCGCGGGUUCGUCCUCCCGCUCCUCGUCGUCCUCGCGCUCCUCGAGAGCGCGCACGCCGCGAAAGAAACGCGACGGAACGCCGUCCACGUCGCGCGCGCGUCCUCCGCGCGGUCCGUCGCGCUCGUCGGCGCGCCCACGAAUCUGGGGCAGCGUCGCGUCGGCGUCGAAUCCGCGCCCGAGACGCUGCGGCGGCUCGCGCGCGACGGCGCGCUCGCUCCGCCCGGGUGGGACGUCCACGAUCUCGGCGACGCGUUCGCGCGCGAAGACGGCUUCCGCUCCGCCGCGGACGCCGCCGCGGACGGCGGCGCGACGCCGUUCGCGGCCGCGUCCGCGGCGCAUCGAAAACUCGCCGACGCGGUGACGCGCGCGCUCGGCGCUGGACGCCACGACGUCGUGCUCGCGCUGGGCGGCGACCAUUCCGUCUCGAUCGGCUCCAUCGCGGGCGUCCUCCGCGACGCGCCGAGCGCUCGAAUCGUGUGGAUCGACGCGCACGCGGACGUCAACACGGAGCGCACGUCGCCGAGCGGAAACCUCCACGGCAUGGCGCUCGCGGUGUCGCGUCAGCGGCGAGGCCUGUCGCGCGACGACUCUAACGACUUUGGCGGCGCGUACGACUGGCUUCGAACGACGCGCGCGCCGCCGCUCGACCUGGCGAAGCGCGUGACGUACGUCGGCUCGCGCGAGCUCGACCCGGGCGAGGAGACGCUCCUGAACGCGCUGAACGUCUCGAGGUUCACCGGCGUCGACGAUCUGCGCGCGUUUACCGCGUCGCUGGCGAGCGACGACGACCCGGGGUCGCCGAUCCACGCGUCGCUGGACGUGGACGUCUUGGACCCGAGCGCGUUCAUGCCGUGCGUGGGGACGAGAGCACGCGGUGGGCUGACGACGGAGCAGUGCGUCGACGUCCUGCGCGCGCUCGCGGCCACGGGGCGCGUGCGGUCCGCGGAUGUCGUGGAGUUGAACCUCGAGGCGUGCGAGACGGACGAGGAGAGAGCGGCGAGCGCGGCGAACGCGGCGGCGUUGCUAAACGCGCUUCUCAAAAGUCCUUAA
Molecule: messenger RNA, 1077 nt
Organism: Micromonas pusilla CCMP1545
Lineage: Eukaryota; Viridiplantae; Chlorophyta; Mamiellophyceae; Mamiellales; Mamiellaceae
Exons: 1
Coding region: 1-1077 (358 amino acids)
Cellular component (GO): cytoplasm; cytosol; nucleus
Molecular function (GO): manganese ion binding; arginase activity
Source: RefSeq, a predicted model, not a curated record